AUGUUAAGAGACGAAGGAAUCAUGCACUUGCGUGACGCGCUAGCCAGCGUUAACUGCAGAUUAACCACCUUAAACGUCAGUCACAAUAGGUUAGGAGACGAAGGAAUCGUGCUCUUGAGUAACGCGCUAACCAGCGUUAACUGCGGAUUAACCACCUUAAACGUCAGGGAGAAUAGGUGGGGAGACGAAGGAAUCGUAUACUUGGGUAACGCACUAACCAGCAUUGACUGUACAUUAACCAGCUUAAACGUCAGUAACAAUUGGUUAGGAGACGAAGGAAUCGUGCACUUGUGUAACGCGCUAACCAGCGUUAACUGUACAUUAACCAGCUUAAACGUCAGUAACAAUUGGUUAAGAGACGAAGGAAUCAUGCACUUGUGUAACGCGCUAACAAGCGUUAACUGUACAUUAACCAGCUUAAACGUCAGUAACAAUUGGUUAGGAGACGAAGGAAUCAUGCACUUGUGUAACGCGCUAACAAGCGUUAACUGCAGAUUAACAAGCUUAAACGCCAGUCACAUUCGGUGGGAAGACAACGGAUUUAAACACUUGUGCGAUGCACUUACCAGCAGUAAUUGUGUGUUAACCAAAUUGAAAAUCGGUUUUAUUAGAUUAGGAGAUGGAGGAAUCAAAGAAUUGUCUGAGGUUUUAACCAACGGAUUCUGUACAUUAACAAGUUUAGACAUAAGCAACAAUGAAUUUGGAGAUGAAGGAAUCAAGCACCUGUGUAAGGCCUUGACUGAUACCAACUGCAAACUACGGAGCUUAGACUACCACGGAAAUCGGAAUGUAACUGAUAAAGGCAGAAAAUAUUUGUCUCAAAUGUUAACUGGUACUGAUUGGGAAGUUAGAGGAGCACAACUUUCCCGUUCAACUACAAAGUAGGCCAAGUAACAAGUCAGAGUCACAGAGACCUGACAGGUUCCUCCUGUUACGUUUCGCUUGUCAUGAAAUAAAUUCCAUUUUUAUAAAUGACAACUUAGAGAUUACUGUUCAAGGUGCUUAAUUAGAUAACUGACCUUCUAGUCACUAUCACUUGUUGAACGGAGUAUUAAAAAUGACCAGCAGUGAGGCAGUCGAAACAUCGCGAUCAAGAGUUUAGAAAUGACUCGGUAUCAUGACUCAAACGAUUAUUAAACGUUCAUUAUUCGAUAAACGAACUCCACUGUUUAAAAAAAUAGACUACAAAUGCAACUGCAAUUUCGUAUAACGGGUCUGUUGGCAAUAAUGUUAUACCUUUUGUAACAAAAAGUUUUGCGCUACAGGGAAUUGGUUAUACUGGUGAUUUAGCUGUAAAAAGAUGCCAAAAAUAUUAAAUUAUAUUUUGAUAACCUAUUUAAUGAAUAUCGUUGUUUUCUAAAAGAAAACUUUUAAAAAGUCUACGUGAGUUAGUGACGUAUAAAUAAGUAAUAAGUAACAACAUAUUCUCAAUAUUUAUAGGCUUUCGUAUUUUUAGUGGGUAGACUCCAAGGGUAUAAUGUUUAAGCUUAAUUGCAAUACACUUGAACAAAAAGGAAUGUUUUGUUCUGCCUUGUUCGUUUUCGAAGCCAAAUGUAGGUGUUGUAUACUCGUUCAAAUGAGUUUAUUUGGACUUUACCUAGUAAGUCAUUUACGCAAAGCUUGUACUCUAACUUGUAAUUUUUUUUCAUCCUAGCUGAUGAUUUUAUGAAGAGCAGAGUUAUGUAUUACUCUAAAAUUACAUACUAAUGAUAAGAAAGUGUCUUACGGGUUACGUAGUCCUUAUAAUGUAUAAUCUCUUUUUCAAUUUACUAUAAUAGUUCAGAAUGUCGUCUGAUUGAUAAUAUUUCAAGGUUCCAAAAUCUCAUAUUUUACAUAUAUAUAUUUUAUAUUUUGGAAAGAACCACACUAAACUGCGAAGUAUGUUAACCAAGGACAUUAAAUAUGUACAAGGACUGCUGUUGAAUUCGAAUGUAAUAAAUGUUGUUUUAUUUUUUCAA
Molecule: messenger RNA, 1958 nt
Organism: Pocillopora verrucosa
Lineage: Eukaryota; Metazoa; Cnidaria; Anthozoa; Scleractinia; Pocilloporidae
Source: RefSeq, a predicted model, not a curated record